Aspergillus ibericus CBS 121593 is the source of this 1841-nucleotide messenger RNA. Its product is annotated as Mn(2+) transporter ATX2. Gene Ontology annotation, biological process: transmembrane transport; zinc ion transport. Lineage: Eukaryota; Fungi; Ascomycota; Eurotiomycetes; Eurotiales; Aspergillaceae. Gene Ontology annotation, cellular component: membrane. Gene Ontology annotation, molecular function: metal ion transmembrane transporter activity. The coding region runs from base 269 to 1465 and encodes 398 amino acids. The transcript is spliced from 3 exons. The record is from RefSeq and is a predicted model, not a curated record.
CCAGAAUCAGGGCCGUCCACCUCCGCCACGUUUUCAGUUCUCUGCCUCCGACCGCCUUGGAAGACCUCUUUCCCGCCCACUCUCGGUUUUAUCCCCUGUCCCUUCUGGUUCUCCUGAGGAAUCCCGCCGUUCUUUUCGCCCGAAUCCUACCCAGACGGCAUUGCCAUCGCAGCGGGAUCAGGGGCGCGUUGAGACUAUUCGUUUUGGAAUUGACAUCAUGAGUGAAACCCUCUAGAGCACGGACGAAGCUCUGGGACGAAAGUCGACCAUGGAGGGACUCUUCACUUUGCUCGCAUUGAGCAUUGUGAUGGCAAUUACAUCAUUUGUCGUGGGAUCACUACCGCUUGCCUUUACACUUUCCCCUUCUCAACUGAGAUUGAUAUCCUCCCUUGGUAUGGGAGUUCUGGUUGGAACAUCCUUGAUUGUGAUUAUUCCGGAGGGAGUUGAGACUCUAUACAGCGCAAGCUCACCUAGUACCCGGAAAGAACUCAGUAGCCGGUCGACGACAGCGGUCAAUUGGCAACACCAAGCAGCACCCGUCACCUAUUUCCCCAGUUUGAGGGAGGCAUCAGACUACCCAGACACCGAUCAGGCGUCUCCUUCGAUUUUAUCCACCCUACCAUCUGUGCCUGUCACGGUACCUACAGUGCAAAAUGAACCGCCGAGACUACAGGGACGCAAAGAGGAGACAUCGAAUGAUCAGGCGGACGAGAGUCACGACGAGGACAGCUCGCCUCAUGCUUGGAUAGGAAUCGCACUCAUCAGUGGUUUUAUUCUGAUGUACCUCAUCGACAAACUGCCCGUUUUCGCAUCCCCUGCUAAGCAGGAACGGACUCCUUAUCACAUCUCGUUGGACAACUUGGGUUCCGGACUGCGGCGCAACUCGUCACCAUCACGGGAAGGAGGUUUACUGGACGCCGGCAGCAUCCCUAGAAGGAGCCACAGCUUUGCAACUACCACUGGACUUGUCAUCCAUGCUGCCGCCGACGGAAUUGCCUUGGGUGCAUCCAGCUCCGACACUGGGCUAAGCUUCAUCAUCUUCUUGGCCAUCAUGGUUCACAAGGCCCCGGCAUCCUUUGGGCUCACCUCGGUGUUACUGAAACAAGGCCUUUCGAGCCGCACGGCUAGAGCGCACUUGUUGAUUUUCAGUCUGGCGGCCCCUGUCGGCGCUCUCAUGACAUUUUUAUUUGUGCAGAUCAUGGGCUCGGGAUCCGGCAGUGAUGAUAUCGGGAACCGGUGGCGGACCGGAGUGCUCCUCUUAUUUUCCGCCGGCACAUUCUUGUACGUUGCCAUGCACACGAUGCAGGAGAACAGUCCGAAUUCAUCUGCACGUGAGACACAAGCCAACGGAUAUGGCGACCAUAGGGAGGCACCGUCGGCAUCUGAUAAAUCUAUGAGGGAUUUGAUUGCCUCUGUUGUCGGCAUGGUUUUGCCGCUGUUCCUACAGAUCGGCCAUGCGCACUAACUCUUGCUAUAUUUAUAUUUGGCUUUGGACAACGUCUUUUAUCCUAUCCUAACCUGAAUUAUUUCUUUCCUCUAGCACCGAAAACCGUUCUGAAAACGAACGUUUCUGUUUGGACACAUCGCGAAGAUUGUCUUGUGUAAUAGAUUUUGGCAGUUACUACUGGGCGGAUUCCCUUCCUCUGGGUGGAGGGAUAGGGAUAUGUUGUGAUCUGUGUUAUAUUCCCAGGGAGUUAUGCCUUUCUGUUUUGUUGUCAGUGUCAGCGCCACCAGACGUCAUGGCCAUGAUUGUGAAGCAUUUGCACGGUGCGGUUGAACCCUGUAUUUUUUUUUCUGUUGAGAAAGUCUCUUGGUCAAAAUAGCAUGUGCUUCUUAUUGUC